Portunus trituberculatus (swimming crab) is the source of this 2792-nucleotide messenger RNA. RefSeq lists its product as uncharacterized. Gene Ontology annotation, biological process: protein phosphorylation. The transcript is spliced from 11 exons. Bases 138 to 2351 code for a protein of 737 amino acids. Gene Ontology annotation, molecular function: ATP binding; protein kinase activity. Lineage: Eukaryota; Metazoa; Arthropoda; Malacostraca; Decapoda; Portunidae. The record is from RefSeq and is a predicted model, not a curated record.
UGCCACAGAAUACUUAAACACAUUUGAAGCUCUGUAACGUCUAGACAGUGGAACCUGGACCUGUUGAAUCCUAGCGAGUGGACAGUGAGCGAGUGGAUGUGAGGGUGGUGAUACGGUUACUCCAGCGUCUCCGAGACAUGACCAUGGCCGCGCGGCGGUUGUCGGCCUGCGUGCCUCAGGAAACCCUCGGCCGACGGGCCUCGCCCACCGCCUACGACCUUGCCACGCAGAUUUGUCACAUCAACUCUACAUUUCCUUCUCCACACGCUGAAGGAAAUGGCUCGUCCGUGCAAUGCGGGAUAUCCUACAAACAUGUGCCCUCUCCGACGCCUUUCAUCUUUCCACCUCUCAACGUUGCUCGUCGUCUGUCCGGCGAGGAGCAACAAGGACGGUUGUUUCCCAGUCACCUUUCCGGCAGGAGGCGAUCCUUUGAUGUGACAUGGAUCUCAGCCCAGAAAGUCUCUACGGACAGGCGCCGCAGCUCCCUCAGGCAUGACGACCAAGUGUUGCCUUUCAGACACCCCAUAAACGUGGCAGCCUCUGUUACUAGUAAAGUGAUAAACAUUUCAAAUAGGUCACCUUUAUGGCGGGCAGAACAGAGAAAUCAGUCAUCAGAGCUGGUUAUUCCAAGAGAGAAACAGUACCUUGCUUCCACGUCUCCGGGACAAUGCUUCUUUGGUUCGGCGUGGCAGUUGAACGAGGAACAAGAUGACGAAGACUCGGACAUCACCUCUGAACCCGCAACACAGCAUCUGAAUCUCCUCUCCCCGUAUCCUUCCAGACAGCGGCGGCAGUCAUGGGGUCCCUCUGUGUUUUCUCCAUCGCCUGGCACUAUCAAGUCCCAGUUUCAGUCAACAUUUGCCACACACACGAGUCUGGCGUCAUCCCCGAGCCUGUUGUUCCUGCCACGUGUAGUGUCUCCCCUUCCAACAUUUGGUCUGAGAGCAGUGCCCAGUGAAGACUAUGAGCGAGUUACAGACAGAGGAGGCAAGAAAGACUCAUCAACGAGGACUAUGGGAGGAAGGCGCAUCAGUAACACGGUGCCAGAUGUCACCAUUAAUUUGGCAGGGCCCACAGGAUCUUCCAUUGAGCGUGUCAAAGGCCACAGUGAGGAACUUCAUCAGCCGACCAAUGAGUUUCCUUUAGCGUGUGGCGGGAUUUGGUGCGGCCGGCCUGUUGCUGCCCAGAUCCGCCGCGCCUCCUGGCAUACCACCAGCAGGACUUGUACUCCCACUGCCAACUAUAACAGGCGUCACCAACCAGCGUUCCAUCUCAGUCCGGGCAGCACCUUCACGACCUUGCUCCAUAACCCCUCGUGUCCCGGCAGUGUCCUUGGCAAAGGAGGCUUUGGCGUCGUGAAACUCGGGAGCUACAAAGGGCAAGGCGUGGCUGUCAAAGUGUUAAGGGGGCGGCGGGCAGCGGCCACCUUUACCAGGGAGGCCAAGGUGCUCUCCCUCGCGCCCCACGCUCACCUGGCCUGGACGCUAGCGGUGGUUACCCAGCUCGCCGAGGGCCGCGCCAGGGUGUCCUGGGCUCGGAUGUUUGGGAAGGAGGAAGAAGUGAUGAACCAGCAGAUGGUGACAUCCAUGUUCAGCCUUUCGGCUGAGGAUGCGCAUGGCACCUGUUGUGAUGAGCAGCAGCAGCAAGAUGAGAAUAGAGCGCCAUGGUGGGCGUGGAUAGUGAGUGAGCUGUGUCUGCCGCACUCACUGCUCACAGUUAUCAAUGACGCCUCGAUGAGCUUCACCAGCGAGAUGCGAGUCAGGUUCACUCUGGAGAUAUGUCGUGGUCUUGCACACCUUCAUGCCCACGGUGUCGCGCACAGAGACCUCAAGCCGGCCAAUGUGCUCCUUACUGUAGACGGUCACCUCAAGAUAGCGGAUUUCGGCUGUUGUGCCAGACUUGAUGAACUCAAUGAUGACGUUAUACUGGGGACGGUGAGAUAUCAGGCCCCGGAGGUGCUGCGGGGGGAGGCUGGAGGAAGCCACAGCGAUGUGUUCUCCCUGGGCGUGACCACCUGGCAUCUGCUGACCCGCACUCUGCCUUAUGAAGGUCUGCACCCCCACAUCGUCAUUUACCAGGUGGCGCACCUCGGACACCGUCCCACCGACCACCACCCACACACGGCCCCACGGGCCUUCCUCGACGCUGUUCUGUGGCGCUUCAUGCACACCUGUUGGAUCGAUGAUCCCACCGCCAGACCCACUGCCUCUGACCUGUGCAGGAAUCUAACAAUCUUACAUCUUGCUUCAACUCCCAUCAACUGUAGCGGAGUCUCCAACGGGAGAAUGUCCUGCGGCAAGCGUUCUCUUUUUGCCUCCUUACACCUGCCCCCGCCAUCACCGCUGCAGUGAAAUAGCUUCCUUCCGCAACCUACAUUUUCUGGGCUUCAAGCUUGUUGUUUAUAGGAUGGAACCAAUGCUUAUGGCUCACUGUAGUAGUUUGUUUGUUUUAUAAGUUAAAGCUCGGGAAUAUUUCUAUUCAGUAUUUAAAAUUUUUUAGUGUUUCUUCUAGGGCUUUAGCGUUGUUCUUAGUAUUGCGUUACGCUCAAGUAAACAUUGACAUAUUGUUCAAAGUUUAAAGGUUGUAAUAAUUUUAUUGUAUGUAGUUCGUAUGUUUCUCAUUUAUCUUAUAAAACGAAGAAAAGGCACUAACAAUGAAUCACAUUAUGUAAUGCUGCUUUAAUAUAUAUUUAUCUUCCUCGACAUAAAUUUUAAGUGAACGAUUUCUUUCUUGGUAAAAUUAGACGUUAUGUCACGGUGCCAUAAUUUUUCUACCAAUAAAAGUUUACUAUA